This is a messenger RNA of Chironomus riparius, 816 nucleotides long. The record is from the annotation of a GenBank genome assembly. NCBI's taxonomy places the organism in Eukaryota, Metazoa, Arthropoda, Insecta, Diptera, Chironomidae.
AUGGAAUUCGAUUUUGUUUUAAAAGAUUUAGUUGUUCCAAUUUCUUUAAUGAUUAUUUUUGUACUUUACAAGUUUAGCAAUACAGUGAAAUAUUUCAUCAAAUUGAUAAUUUUUAACGUUAGCUUUGUAGUACUACCAUUUUUUUUAAUUCCAUACUUCUUAAUACGUCCUAGAAAUGUUAAUAAUUUAUUAACUAUAGCUAAUAUAGCAAAGCACGUAACAAAAGUUCUGGGGAUCAAGUGGAUUUUAAGAGGCGAAGAACAUUUGAGUAAAAAUAAAUCAUUUAUAAUUGUUGCUAAUCAUCAAAGCUUUCUCGAUGUCUUAGGCAUAACAUACAUAUGGAACGUUAUCAAACUUUUAACUGCAGUUUCCAAAAAAGAGUCGAUCUUUAUUUUUCCCGCUAUGUACCUAGCAGGAUUAGUUUUCAUUAACAGAAACAGUUUUCAAGGAAGAGAUGAAUUGAAUAAAGCUAUGAAAAUGCUGAAGAAAGACAAUGUUAAAUUAUUAAUUUUCCCAGAAGGAACACGAAGAAAUUCCAACAGAAUUCAUGAGUUUAAGAAAGGAGCAUUCUACACAGCAAUUCAUAAUCAAGUUCCAAUUGUUCCAUUGGUUUUUUGUUCCUACUUGCACUUUAUGGAUCAUGAAAAAAAAAUAUUUGGUGAAGGUAAAAUGAUUAUUAAUGCUCUUCCAGAAAUAUCAACGACUGGAGUUAAAGUCAAAGAUAUUGAUGAUUUUAUGGAAAGGAUCAGGCAACAAAUGAUAAAAGUUUAUGAAGAAACAUCUGCAGAAGUUGCGGAAAGUUCAAAUUUAAAUUAA